AAUUAAACCUAAAACGGAGGAGAUGAGAGCGAUAAGAACAAAGUGGCCACGGAGAUGGCAGCUGCCUUCUCGACUCGCUCUCGACUUCCACGCGAAUCUAUUCCCAUUCCCAAUCCCCAUCCUUCCACUGUUUCUCUCGGUCAAACCGCCCAGUGCCUUUCUCUCUGCUCAAGGCGGAGCAGUAGAAGGAUCGCCUGCGAUGAGGCGAUUUGCCCAGCCCAGGGUUUGUCGGACCUCCCGAGGUAAAGCGAAAGAGGAAAAAAGAGGAAAGAGAAAUCUCAUGUUCGGUGUCAGAUCUCUGUCCCUCUCUGCCGCUUCAGUUCGUCUGUUUUUUCAGCUUUAGGAGACUGACCCUGCUCAGGGAAGAGCAAGUCGUUCAUUGGUUCGGAAGUUCUCUUUGCUGUGCCGCUGUCUGAUGUGGUUGGGAUCAUGCCUUUUGCGUCUCUAUUUGUAGUUUAUCGUCUAGGCUUUCACCCUUCGUGUUUGCCGAAUUGUUUUUGAUGUAAAGAUGUGGUUUUGCGCUUUUUCGCAAUAGGCGAUUUUGAUUUUGGAGAAGAUUUGCGACAUUACUUUCAAAGGUUUGCGGUCCUCUGCUGCUUUCUGGAGAUUAGGUAUCUUCUCGUUGAUGAAAUUGCUUUAUUUGUUUUCUCAAUUCUAGGAAUAGCUUAACUUUUUUGGAUCUACGUAGUUUUUGUCUUGUGCGAUUCUCGUGGAACCUUCAAACUCGGAUUGUUGAUCUUCAAUUGGACCAAGAAUUGAUUUCCGAGGUGGAAUCCCAGAUCUGGAAAUAACCCUAUUUGUGUUAGCAAAAAAUCUUGUCUGCCAUGGCUGGGUCGGAAGACAAGGUUGGCGUGAUCAAUGACUGGAGCUUUCCAAAUCUUAGCCCAAGGACUUUAAUGUCGAGCUUUUUAAGCGAGGAUUUUGGUUCGAGACCAUUUCCAGAAUCCUUUCAAGGGAAGGAGAAUGCGGAACUUCAUAGAGCACUCGAGAUGGAUCAGGGAGAUAGAAUUACCAAAGUAGAAGAGGACGAGCCAUCAAACCGCCUUUCAUUCGAACCUAAUUGGUCUGGAACGCAUAAGCCAAAUAUGCAUGGAAAUCUUGCUGAGAGGAUAGCUGCUAAUGGUUUUAACGUGCCUAAACUCAAUACUGCUCGCAUUCCGCCGGCUAACUUAUCAUCCCCCUCUGAUAUUCAGUCUCCAUAUCUAACUAUCCCACCUGGUUUAAGCCCCACAUCAUUGCUGGACUCUCCAGUGUUCCUAUCAAAUGCUAUGGCUCAGUUGUCUCCUACCACAGGCAAGCUUCAAUUUUUGCAGGAUAAUAGUGCCCAACCUACCCCGCUCAGAAGUGAUGAUGCACUUGAAGGUGCAUCUGGAUUCUCAUUCAAGCCGCCAUUUAACACAUAUUCUUCAUUUUAUCCAAGUUCUGAAAUAGUUGCUUCAGAUGUUAGUCAGCAGCAAACAAUUCCAAAUGUUGGGUUAUGUGUUGAACUGGGGAAAGCUAAAGAUUUAGCAACUCUAGAAACUGGCACUAUGAAUUUCCAAAAUGAAGAAUUCAGUUUUCAGGCUGAAAAUAAACAUGCUGCCAGUGCUAAUACUUCGAAUCAGAGGUCUGAUUCCUGUAUGGGUAGCACACAUUCUGGGCCCUUUGAUGACCAACAGGAUGGAGAUAUGGAUCUCAAAGAGGAAUUUUCCUCUGUUGCUGUUCCCGUGCCAGCUGAGGAUGGUUAUAACUGGAGAAAAUAUGGACAGAAACAAGUAAAAGGUAGUGAAUUUCCAAGGAGUUAUUAUAAGUGCACUCACCCAAAUUGUCAGGUUAAGAAAAAGGUGGAGCGCUCACAAGAAGGUCAGAUUACCGAGAUUAUUUAUAAGGGUACCCAUGAUCACCCUAAGCCUCCUCCGACGCGUCGAACUGGCUUAUUAUCUUCCCAUCCUUUUACUGACACACAAAUGGAUGUGUCUGAACAGCCUGAUUUUCAAGGUGGUUCUGAUAGCAAACCCAUAUGGGCAAAUACAAACAUCAGGAGUGAAGCCCAUGAUUGGCAAGGUGAUUCCCUGGAAGUUGCCUCAUCUGCCCGUGUAUUAGCUGAAUGUGGAGAGUCUUCAACUAGCGUUCAGCAUGGUCCAGAUGGACCUCAUUUGUCCUCUGACGUGGUGGAUGUUUCCUCCACAAUGUCUAAUGAUAAAGAUGAGGGUGAUCAAGUCACUCAUGGAAGUGUGUCACUGUGUUGUGAUGGAGAGGGAGAUGAGACUGAUUCGAAAAGGAUGAAGUUGGACACCAAUGCUAUUGAGUUGAAUGCAGCUUCUAGAGCAGUCCGUGAACCAAGAAUCGUGGUUCAGACGACCAGUGAGGUCGACAUUCUUGAUGAUGGCUAUCGUUGGCGCAAAUAUGGUCAGAAGGUUGUCAAAGGAAAUCCAAAUCCAAGAAGCUAUUACAAGUGCACACAUCCAGGAUGCAAUGUUCGUAAGCAUGUGGAAAGGGCUGCACACGAUCUGAAGUCGGUGAUCACUACAUACGAGGGCAAACACAACCAUGAGGUUCCUGCUGCAAGAAACAGUGGUCAUGCAAACUCUGCCACCUCCAUUGCUGCAUCCAACACAGCACCUCAAUCUCAUGGUCUACUCCCAAGAGCAGACUCAGCCCAAGGCGGCUUGGUGAGAUAUGAAUGUCCACCUCUCAAUGCUGCAUUCUCACUGCCUGGAGCACAGCACCUACAACCAGCAACCAGCUACACUUUCGGAAUGGCACAAUCAGGAUUGCCGAACCUUGCAAUGGCCGGACUGGGCCCUUUGCACACACUGAGCUUGCCUGUACUUCCUUCAGUUCAUUCUUACCUCGGGCAUCAUCCAGCCCAUGAAGGAGGGUUUGCAAAAGCUAAAGCAGAGCCAAAGGACGAAUCAAUUCCAGGAUCUACACCAAACGGUGCACUGAUAUACCAGACGAUGAAUGAGAUGCCUGUGAGACCUCCCAUGUAAAUAAACACCAUAGAAAAAAAAAUGGAAAAGAUGCCUUCUUCAUCCAUGAGGGAUUUUUAUUUGUUUUUGACGUUUUCCCUUUUGAUUAAGAAUGUAAACAGAUUAUGUUUUACUACUCUUCAGGAAUAUCAAAGAUAUGGUCUCAGUAACAAGCCUUGUGUUGCUAAA
Molecule: messenger RNA, 3140 nt
Organism: Zingiber officinale
Lineage: Eukaryota; Viridiplantae; Streptophyta; Magnoliopsida; Zingiberales; Zingiberaceae
Product: probable WRKY transcription factor 34
Exons: 6
Coding region: 825-2972 (715 amino acids)
Biological process (GO): regulation of DNA-templated transcription
Molecular function (GO): DNA-binding transcription factor activity; sequence-specific DNA binding
Source: RefSeq, a predicted model, not a curated record